AUGGCGUCGUCCAAGCGACUCCUCGUGUUGGCUCUCCUGCUCGCCGCCGUUUUCCUUGUCGCCUCAGCAGCUAACGAGCAAACCCAGCCGAGGAAGGACGACGAGAACAAAGCUGACGUGCAGGACUACCGUGGCGGCGGCUACCCGGGCGGUGGCGGCUGGCGCGGUGGGGGUGGCUACCCCGGCCGUGGCGGCUACCCAGGCGGGGGCGGCUACCCUGGCGGCGGCCACGGCGGCUACUGCCGGUGGGGUUGCUGCAACCGCGGGUACUACGGCGGUUGCCGGUGCUGCUCGCGCGCCGACGAGAUCCCGGAGCCCAUGUACCGCCCGGAGUUCACCGAGGUCCACAACUGA
This is a messenger RNA of Miscanthus lutarioriparius, 354 nucleotides long. The record is from the annotation of a GenBank genome assembly. NCBI's taxonomy places the organism in Eukaryota, Viridiplantae, Streptophyta, Magnoliopsida, Poales, Poaceae.